CUUUGCUUUGCCGCCACUUCAGUCUUAACCCUUUGGCUUUGGUCUUCAAUCUUCAUGCUUCCUGCCUUCCUCUGCAAUUGCUGCCGUCCCUAAUCCAUUCUCCAAAGUCAAAACUCCAAACUCUAAUCUUGAUCCAUAGCAAUUUCCACACUUGCUCAUCGAUCAAUACCCAAUUUCUUGCCGUUGGAUUUUCCUCCAGGAAUUUGGGCGAUAACCAGUUCAGCGGCCCAAUACUUGCCUCACUGUCAAAGAAGAAUGGCUUAAAUUUAGUUUCUGUACUAAAACUCCACCGCUAAAACCCUAAAAACCGAUGGAGGGGAGUAGCAGCGAAGAACUCGCGAUGUAUAGAGCUCCAGAAGAAUUUGAAGAAGUGAAAAAGGACCCUCUUAUUGAACUCAAUUUAAACGAUUCAAAGGAGCUCUGGCUGAUUCAAUGGCCCGUUAAUCAAGCUCCUGAUUUGAAUGGACAGCAAGUGUCUUUAAAGUUUCACCAUGAUGGACAUCUGGGUAGUUUCGAGGGUUCAUCUGGAAAAUCGUAUGAAGUGGUAAGUUUCAAAUCACAGGAGCCAGAAGCGACUGUAUUCCUGUCAUCAACAUCAGAGUCCAGAAUCGCUGGGAAGAUCUCACGGCGCGUUUCUCUACUGCAUUAUCCGGAGCCCAGUGAACUGAAAUCUGGUGGGUUAGCCAUUAAACAAAUGGUGCAAAGGUCUGCUGCUUCCUUGACAAGUUCAGCACAUCGUUAUACAACUCCUACGCAAAGUACAAGGACAAGAAGUUUAGGGGCUGUGAGUGGCUAUACUUCCUCUAUACGUACUCCAAGAAACAGAAGUUCUGGGUCCGGGGAUGCAUCAAAGAGUCCAUUGAGAAGACCUGUGGAUGAGCCAGGCAGGUCCAUUGACCAUUCUGUCCAAGAUUCAGGAAAAGAACAUAGAGCUGAUGUCUCUUCUGGAUCAUUAGAACAUCCUGAGCAAAAAAAAUCGAAUAAGAAAAGGAAAUUUGAAGGUUGAAGAUGUUCUGAUUGUUAGAGACGUGGAAGAACUUCAGUUUCAGUUAUAUGUUGCAUUGAUCCAAAUUUUAACUUUUUCAUGGCAACAAUUGAUCCUUCUUCACAAUGUAGCCUAUUUAUAUACCGUACCAAUUUUAAGUUUGGAUCUGUUCUCCAAUGUGCAUGGAAAACAAUGAGCUGAAAAAAGAGAAAUUUUGAUUUGACCAUUAAGGUGCUUUCAUUGC
Molecule: messenger RNA, 1229 nt
Organism: Coffea arabica (coffee)
Lineage: Eukaryota; Viridiplantae; Streptophyta; Magnoliopsida; Gentianales; Rubiaceae
Product: mediator-associated protein 2-like
Source: RefSeq, a predicted model, not a curated record